Molecule: messenger RNA, 757 nt
Organism: Rhinichthys klamathensis goyatoka
Lineage: Eukaryota; Metazoa; Chordata; Actinopteri; Cypriniformes; Leuciscidae
Gene: pcbd1
Product: pterin-4 alpha-carbinolamine dehydratase/dimerization cofactor of hepatocyte nuclear factor 1 alpha
Exons: 4
Coding region: 43-351 (102 amino acids)
Biological process (GO): tetrahydrobiopterin biosynthetic process
Molecular function (GO): 4-alpha-hydroxytetrahydrobiopterin dehydratase activity
Source: RefSeq, a predicted model, not a curated record
UGCGCGAGACCAUAGCAGCACUACACGCACAGCACCUUCAACAUGGCUGGGAAGAUUCAGACUCUUACCAUGGAGGAGAGGGAGCACAUCCUGCCCAUGAUGAGGAAUGCUCAGUGGGUGGAGGUGGUGGGGAGAGAUGCCAUUUACAAAGAGUUCCUCUUCAAAGACUUCAAUCAGGCUUUUGGGUUCAUGUCCAGAGUAGCACUACAGGCUGAGAAAAUGGAUCAUCAUCCCGAAUGGUUUAAUGUGUAUAACAAGGUUCAAAUCACCCUCAGUACUCAUGAAUGUGGAGGAAUCUCGCAGCGUGACAUCACCCUCGCAACCUUCAUAGAUCAGGCCUCUGUCUAUUGAAUGGAUCCUCUCUCUUGACAGCUUGCCAGUCAACCUCUCUAGCCUGUAAAACUGGAUCAGAAAUAUUGUAAAUCUUCAUGUAUCACAGUUAUCACCAUAUAAGUUUUGACUGUGUGUUGUCUGCCUGUUACACUUGAUCUUUUCCCGAUAAGUAUUAAUAGUACAUUCAAGACUAAUUUCAUCUUUUAAAUCAUUUCACUUUCACAGUACAUGAAUGAUCAGAGAAUUACUAGAACACCACAGAGACCGGUGAAACACUAUUACAUUACUGUAUUCUAUGGCUUAUAGUAUUUUUUUUUUUUAACUAAAUGUAUGGUGCCUUAAUUUGCAUUUGAUCCAAUGAUGAAAUGGUUAGUGCCUCAAUGAAUUAGAAUAAAUUGAAUGUUUUCAACUUUGGCAUGUGAAA